AGUGAAGAUGGAACCGGUAGAUAAACGGACCACCACCUCCAGAUCGUCGCUGGCCCGACGUCCCGCGGCGCUAGCACAAGGCACACUGGUCGGAGUAACGAUGUGCCUAUUGCUUCUCACAGCGUCCGUCGUACAGACAGGACCUGUGAUCCGAUCGCGUCGCAUGAUUCGAGAGAUUUACGUAGAAAACUCGGCAGCGUCCCCAGCCGCACCAGAAACCACUUCUUCGGAAGUUCCUAGCAGCAGUGCCAACAACGCAACAGCAAGUGACAUGUGCCUAUACGAUGGUUCCUACAUCGAGCGAUCAGCGAUAGCAUGCGAGAAGAAACACGGUUGCCGUGCCAUUCAAAAGACCGGUGAAUGCUGUCCAGACUAUCAGUGUGAGUGUCAACGCGACGGCAAAACGUAUGCCAAUGGCGAGAAAGUCUUCGACCCGAAUACUCCGUGCCGUGCCUGUUAUUGCCAAGGUGGCGAAAUUACGUGCAGUGAGGUGAGCUGCUACAAACGAAAUGACUGUGACCCGAAGUAUAUCCCAGGACGUUGCUGCCCAGAAUACGACAAUUGUCCACCACUAGAAAAUUUCAAAAUAACGGAGUCCGGCAACAAGGAUGCAACGAAUACCGAACGGCACGACGAAGAAACGAACGAGGUGAAGGGUAACUAUGCAGCCGAAGCGGAAGACCUGGCUGGACUUCAAAAGACUACGGCGACAACGACACUUCAGCCUGCCGUUACGCUGUCGAUGCCCAACGAUAACCCGCUCGGUAUCAAGAUCAAAGAAAUCACAAAAGUGGAAGAGAUUCGUCUGACCGACAACCGCCCCAGUGCAGAAGAACAGCAGCAACAACAGCAGCAACAACAGCAGCAACAACAACAGCAGCAACAACAAUUGGCAGCUAGUCGCGAAACAACCGUCCAACCUUCUUCCUCACAAAGUGAGGAGCUUGUAAAUCUUGAACAUCUAGACGUCCACGUACCGGACGACGAUGGUGAGAAUGGGACGAAAAUUGUCCGUCACACCGACGCCGAUGAAAUGCGCUCGGAUGUGGACGGUGAGCGGAAGGAUGGGAGUGUGAGUGAAGAAUCGCUCAAAGCUACCUCGGCGGAAAAUCGGCUAGAAUCGAACGAAGCAUCAACCGUCGGUACGGUGUCAUCGACCUUAUCCGAAUCGGACGAAUGGAUGGAUGUGAAGGAAUUUGCCGACGCGUCUACCUGGUCUCCCAGCUCUUUCUCCGUAAGCACCAGCACCCAGGCACCUGCGCUAGCUCCCUCAACUAGCGGACCACCAUCAUCGCGGGAUGAUGAAGUCGUGUCUGAGAGUAACAUGAAGACAUCGAAGCAGGAUAACGCUCUACCGGCAGUAGUACAGAUUGGUGAUAAGCUUGUCAUUGUGGACCACAACCAACCGAAACCCAUUACAGUGAUCCAGGUGGAGGAGGUUGAAGGACUACAGCGCGGAGAAGACGACAGUGUGUACGAUCAGGAGAUGUACACUGAGCGUAAUCUUCAUGCAGCUUCUGAGAGUGGCCGUGAAUCGUCGAAAAAACUAAAGCUGCACCAUUCGGCCGAUUUGGAGCAGGAAACGCUAUCAACGCAGGCGGAUUCUAGUGCGGCUUACGAGACGGUAUAUCAUGCUGGUUCUACGGAACAGGCUGGUGGAGGUGUGUCUUCGGAGGAGAUCUUUGAGACGCAACUCUACACCGAAGGUCCUGAAGAUGCAGCAGUCUCAGCAGAACGAAACGAUACACAACGGGGAGAACCAUUGUCGGUGAGCAAGGAAGAAUUUCUUCACAUGGGUGACUCUCAAGAACCGGCCAAGCUUCAGCAGGAAGAAGAACACACGACAAGCGCUGCCGUUGGUGCAUCCAGUACGUCCUACAGCAGCGUUGAGGAAGGUAGUACCACAAUGUCCGACUUGUCGGUAUCUCUGAGCUCCGAAGCAUCAGGCGAUGAGAUGAUCUACGAUACGCACUUCUACACCGAAGGGCCAAGCACAUCUUCUGAGGAGCACGGACCAACGCUUGGAACCGGUUCGGAAGAAACAUCCACCACUGGAAGCACAUACAUACCGCGUCACCCAGUUCCGGUAGCGGAUGAGCUAGCUCCACAACGCGAAACGUACAUUGAAGAUAACGAGCAUGAACUCAUCCAUCCGGGAUUUCAACCGAUUCCGGAGGAUUUCAGCCUACCGCAGCUUGACCAACCGGCGAUGGACAUGGAAAUGGAUCAUCACUCAGCCACACCUAGCAAAAAUGUUCCAGCGAAGCAGGAAAAAAUUUUAUCGGAAGUAUUUGAAUUGAAGAACAAUAUGUCCUCCACAACCGUUUCUCCCGUGGUAGUGAGUAGUUCGGAGUCUUCAACUUCCGAAGCUGGUGUACCAUCAAGUCAGGAAGAAACGUCAAAUUCUCCUGCUUGGUUGAAGGAAGAUCCACAGCCUCAGUUGAGAUCGCCAGGCGAACCACUGCUGAUCCCCGAAUGGGAACGUAACAAUGCUACCAACGCCAACAACAGUAGCUCCUCGGAGGAAGAACUAGACCAGGAUGCAAGUGGAGCCGGUAGUGCACCCAGUGAUUUUCAAAUGUUGAAGAUGGGUUCGGAAGAGUACGUAGACGCUGGCGAGGGUAGUGGUAGUGCACCGACAACCUCAGCACCCACCGCAGCGAAGACAUCAGUGUCCGAAAAUCGUUCCGAAGAGGACGACGACGAAAGCAAGGCGAAGGAACCAACAGCCGGUGGGUUAGAGUUGGGAUCUGCGGGAAAUUCUCUGCUCGAUAUCGAUUCUCCAAUGUCGGCAAACGCGACCGAUGACCAGUCGGACAGUGUUAAGCAUAAUCCAAAGAACGAUGUAGAGAGUUUGAAGUACGACGAGGACGAAAACAAUGCCACCGCCGAGGAAGCUAUCCCGAAGAAGGUACAGCAACUGGAACCGAGUGAACGGGAAGCGACCGGUGGUGUUCAGACGCCCAACUUGACGAGUGUCUGA
Molecule: messenger RNA, 2983 nt
Organism: Anopheles maculipalpis
Lineage: Eukaryota; Metazoa; Arthropoda; Insecta; Diptera; Culicidae
Product: mucin-4
Exons: 6
Coding region: 8-2983 (991 amino acids)
Molecular function (GO): protein binding
Source: RefSeq, a predicted model, not a curated record